CGCUGCCACAUAAGGAAAUCCUGGCAAUGACAUGACCUUCAAAGAAAGCUCGCUCAUUACUUUUUUACCUUUCCCCUUGAUUUUCUUUCUUACCUGCUUAAUGAACAACAGCAGUGCUUUGAGCGAGGUUCAAAGCCCUGAAACAACCAAUGAUGUUGCUACCAGUACUCAACAGUCUAUCUUUGGCUUCAUACUGGCUCACUUGCCCUCAUUCCUGUAUCGACUGGUGACCUUUGCUACGAUCUCCAUUCCCCUCUUCUUUUACCGGGUUCUAACUUGGUCAUUCACACUUCACUUGAAUUUCACCUCCAUGGUGAUCAUUCUGGGAUUCGUCGCAACAUGUACCUGGCUCAUUGUACGAUACCGAUUUUUGACAACGUACUCAAGGCUCAAGCCCAUACAGCCCCCUAAACCUGCCACUUCCUUUGACUUACAUCCUGAUGCGGCCGAGGAUCAAGAGUAUAUCAAAUCCGGAAUGAAAAGCUAUCCUGACGAGUUCCUUUCUGCCUUCUUGUCCUCCAUCAAAAUCUUUGGAUACUUGGAACAACCCGUCUUUCAUGAACUUGCACGACACUUGCAAACGCGAAGACUGUUGGCUGGUGACACUUUGUUUAAAAACCCGGAACAAGAGCGUUCCUUUUACAUUGUGGUGGAUGGAAAUGUGCAGGUAUUUAUCAAGCCUAACAAUAACGAAGCUAAUAGCGACGAUGAAGAGGAUUCGGACAUCUCAGAUACGGACGAAUAUGGGAAUGAACGACUGAAAAAUCACACCCUCCUGAAUGAAGUUGGCGCAGGAGGCACCCUGUCGAGUUUGUUUACCAUUCUCUCACUGUUUAGUGAAAGUACGGAGCAGCCCAAAAAGUUUAAACAAAAGCGACAAAGUCAUUAUCGUCAAUUUGGAGAUGGAGAUGAUCUGGAAUCGAGCCGCGAUGGAUCACAGGAAAGCUGGGGCCAGGUGUUCCGGAAGCUGGAUCAGGCGGAUUUGGAUGUCGGGUUCAUUGAAGGAGUCCGAACACGACCGGAUAAUAAGAGCCCAUCUUUAUCGUUCAAGCAUUUGGACCAUGAAGAUCUCUCAGAUAUUGGCGACGAGACAGAUGUACGCAUCACAGCAAACACACAAUAUCCGAACGAAGAUAGGCAGGUUUACGAUAGACCGGGUAUCCGGCCACUCUCAAUGAAAAGUGCCGCCUAUAGACAGCAGCGGAGUGUCCACCCGGGCAUUAUUGCACGUGCUACUGUUGAUACUACCUUAGCGGUCAUCCCUGCUGAAGCAUUUCACAAGCUAACACAGAAAUUUCCUAAAGCAGCCGCUCACAUUGUGCAAGUCAUCUUGACACGUUUUCAAAGAGUCACGUUCCUUACUGGACACAAGUAUCUGGGUCUAACGAAAGAGCUAUUGCGAGCGGAGAGACUGGCGAAUGAAUCCGCUAGUUUGAAUCGACUUCCUGAUGAAUUUUUCAUUCCUGGUGGGUUGGAUAGGCUGAGACGCAAGUUCUUGAAGGAGGAAACACCGUUUCCAUUGAAUAACGAGAAUGGCGAGGAAGGAAAGCAAUCAAGCGACUCUAACAAUGACCACCCGAGUAUUAUCAAUGCCAUGAAUAUAUCGGAGCGCUCAAGUCCCACGCCUGCCAUGGACGGUUCACCUGGUCACAAUUUGGACUCUGGUAGCAGCAAAAAAUCUGGCAACAAAGCGCAUAUUAGAAGACGGUCGAUUACACGCACUAACAGUGACUAUAGCAUUGAAGAUGACCGCCAUCUUAGAGCAUCGGUCAUGGCCUGCGUCUCGCAAAGCUUAGGGCUCCGCUCAUUCUCAUCGGUCUCAAAUACCCCUCCUCAAAGCGACAACAGCAUCAACAGGUCACCACCCACCAGCCAUUUGGAUAUUGGCAAAUCGAGAUAUUAUCCCAUGGAUUUGUUCUCACAUACCGGUGUCAUGGAUGAGUCCGGCUCACCAUCCUUCGGCCCUAUUAGCAUGCCAUCGGAUGAUAUUGAGGUGAUGUCUACAGCGUCGUCUGUCUCCAACGGCGAAACCAAUUUCGAACCGAGGUUUGGGUCCACCGUCAAUGCGAACGAUGUCCAAAUUUUGUAUUAUCCCAAGGACGCCGUUUUAGUCAAGGAAGGGGAACACAAUCGUGGUCUGUACUUUGUGAUUGACGGCUUGUUGGAGGUCUCUAUGUCUCCAAUUGAUGGUGAGGAGCAAACAUCGUCUCCACACAUAAAGCCAACCAACACAUCUUCGUCCAACCGUCCUAAGCGACGACGAGCGGCGAGCGGAUUGCGACACUCGAUUAAUCGACAUACCUCUUACAUUGAUGAUCCAUUUACAACCAAGGCUCCGGCAGCGCCAGAUGCCUAUAAUGACAAGAAGAAGGCGGCAGAGCCCAAUGAAGCACAACAACAUAGAACUGUCAUGUCUGAAGCGCCAGCAGGGCGUUCGUAUGAUCGUGACAACCAUAAAAACAAAAGCAAGCGAACCAGGAAACCUUUAUUCUCUAUUAAAGCUGGCGGUCUGGCCGGUUAUUUGGCAGCUAUGAGCGGGUAUCCUAGUUUUGUCGAGAUUCGAGCGGCAACCGAUACUUUUGUUGGUUACAUCACCAAGCAAACUCUCGAACGUAUUAUCGAUCGCAAUCCCAUUGUGAUGCUAACCCUGGCGAAGCGACUCAUUAGUAUUCUCAGUCCACUGGUAUUGCAUGUCGAUUUCGCUUUAGAAUGGGUUCAAGUUCCUGCAGGACAGAUCAUCUAUCGACAAGGAGAACCCAGUAAUUCCAUAUAUAUUGUCCUCAAUGGGCGUCUGAGAACUAUUUCGGAAAGAAAGGAGGGCGGCAUUGACAUCCUUGGUGAAUUCGGUCACGGUGACAGCGUUGGCGAACUUGAAGUUCUGACUGGUACACCAACCCCUUCCACCCUUCACGCCAUUCGUGACACUGAACUGGCGCGCAUGCCAAAGACUCUGUUUAACGCAUUGGCUAUUCGACAUCCCGAAAUCACCCUGCAAAUUUCUCGUAUGAUCGCACUGCGUUCACGGCAGCUAGUGAUCAAAGCUCAGAGUCCGCAAGGAGUACAGGUUCCAACUUUCAACCUGUCAACAAAGGAUAGCAGUCCAGUGGCUUCAAUAUCGUCUACAUUCUCAAACAACAAGUUCCCUGAAUUGUUCGGUCGCAACAAUGUGAAUCUCAAAACGGUUGGCAUCAUUCCAGUAUCUUCAUCGGUGCCUGUAACCGCCUUUGCCGAGCACCUGAGAAGUGCUCUUGUUCAUAGUGUUGGUGCGGAAACAGUUCUGCUAAACAGUGCAACUAUCAUGUCGGUCAUGGGCAAGCAUGCAUUUUCGCGAAUGGGAAAACUCAAGCUCACGUCUUGGCUGGCUGAACAAGAAGAAAAGGCUCGCAUUGUCUUGUAUCUUGCAGACGGUGGCGUCACAUCCCAAUGGACAAGGACGUGCAUUCGCCAAGCUGAUUGUAUCUUGUUAGUGGGUUUAGGUGACGGUGACCCUUCUGUAGGUGAAUAUGAACGAUUCUUGAUCAACAUGAAGACGACGGCUCGAAAAGAAUUGAUUUUACUACAUGGUGAAAAGUAUUGUGCUUCAGGAACCACGCAAGAAUGGCUCAAGAACCGACUUUGGAUUCAAGCCCAUCAUCAUAUCUUUAUGCCUAUGCGGCAACAUUUGGAAAUUACCAGUCGCCAAGAUUCUGUCGGUCCCGCCUGGUUACGCAAUCAUGGCCGAAAGAUGACGGCUGGCUCCAUCAACAUGCUCAUCAACGUCAAAGGUCAAAUUGAAAAGUACUACUCUGCUGUAAGAGUACCGACAUUUGGCCGUUUACUGGUACUGAAGAAAUCUGGCGGUGGUCCUGUCAGUGGAGUAUCAAGCGGAACACGCAAUGAUUUUGCUCGACUUGCUCGUCGACUUUGUGGAAAAUCAGUGGCGUUGGUUCUUGGUGGAGGUGGAGCGAGAGGUAUCAGUCACAUGGGAGUCAUUCAGGCCAUUGAAGAGGCUGGUAUACCAAUCGAUAUCAUUGGAGGCACCAGUAUUGGAUCUUUUGUUGGUGGCCUCUAUGCCAAAAAUACGGAUCUGGUUUACACCAUGGCUCGAGCAAAAAUGUUCUCAGGAAGAGUGGCGAGUCUAUGGCGACAGCUCAUGGAUUUGACCUAUCCUGUCACAGCAUGGACAACAGGACACGAGUUCAACCGGGCUAUAUGGAAAUGCUUUGGUGAUAGCCAGAUUGAAGAUUUCUGGCUGCCCUACUUUGCCGUUACCACCAAUAUCACGUAUUCGCGCAUGGAAGUCCACACCACUGGUUAUGCCUGGCGAUAUGUACGUGCAUCCAUGUCACUUUCCGGCUACAUGCCGCCUAUAUGCGACAACGGAAACAUGUUGGUAGACGGUGGAUAUAUGGAUAACUUGCCUGUGACGGUUGCCAAGAGCAUGGGUGCAGACAUCAUCAUUGCUGUCGAUGUGGCAUCCGAAGACGACACUAGUCCGGUGCAAUACGGUGAUUCGCUCAGUGGAUGGUGGGCAUUGCUACAGGCUUGGAAUCCAUUCAGGACUUACAAGAUUCCUAGCAUUGCCGAUAUUCAAAGUCGACUGGCCUAUGUCAGCAGUGUUCCAAAGUUGGAAGAAGCCAAGAUGACGGAUGGUACGCUCUAUAUCAAAUUGCCUGUGCAGAAGUUCGGUACACUUGAGUUUGGAAAAUUCCAUGAUAUCUUUUCUAUUGGUUACGAUGCUGGUAAGGAACUGACAAACAACUGGCGCAAGUAUGCUACUGGACGUCUGGAGCAUGAUGGUGAACACCAGAAAGGUACAGAGGUGAAAGGCAAUGUUGGUAGACGCAAUAGUAUCUAGAUGAUACCUUUGUAUAAAUUUCCCGUUUUUCCGUCAUCAUACAAUCCACAUCUUACAUAGUCACCUCAUCCCACUUUGCUAUAAUUAAUGCAUCGUCGUUAUCACCAUGCCAAAGACAAGAAAAUAAAAAUACAAUAAAAAUAGUACCCCCAAAAAAAGAAA
Molecule: messenger RNA, 4999 nt
Organism: Umbelopsis ramanniana AG
Lineage: Eukaryota; Fungi; Mucoromycota; Umbelopsidomycetes; Umbelopsidales; Umbelopsidaceae
Exons: 5
Coding region: 32-4837 (1601 amino acids)
Biological process (GO): phosphatidylcholine metabolic process
Cellular component (GO): endoplasmic reticulum
Molecular function (GO): phosphatidylcholine lysophospholipase A1 activity
Source: RefSeq, a predicted model, not a curated record